CACAAUGCGUGGAGGGCUGCGCUGUUUUUCAUGGCAACAAACGGUAGAGUUGUUUAGAGAUAGGACCACGGACAGUGUCACAACAAUUACACAGCAUUACUGCUGAAUAUCAGUUCCAAGGCACGAAGAUUGCUUUUAAUACCUACAGAUAAAAACGUGUUUUUCUUUUUUUGUGAGCCGGGUAAAUUUGUUGUCUAGUAUAAGAAUCUGACAGAGGGCACUGACUGGGGUGUGAAUGACACAAGAGAGGAUUAUGUUUAGAAAAUGGUUCCUUGUCAGACCCAUGUGAUGUUGAAGUGGCAGGAGCAUCUGAAUGGCUCAUGGGCAGCAGAGGACAGCGUCCAGGUGACCAUUCGCCAAGGCGCUGCCGCCCUCUACAGCAAACUCCUCAGCAACAAGGAGGUGGUGGGAUUGGCCCAGCCUGUUCAAGACCUACUCGGCCCCCGGCUGCCCGACUUCCAGUACGAAGCGAGCGCCACGGAGGAGCGGGAGGAGUACCUGGCGGCUCUUCUCCACAGCCAGCGCUGCCUGGUCCGCCGCACGCUGGCCAGCACGCCCUACGCCCUGUCCCUGCAUCACAGGCUGGUGGUGCUGCAGAGGAUCUACUACGCGCUUCACAGCAAAUACCACGACCGCUUUCGGGUGGGGCCCCCGGCCCAGUCUGUGCCCAGCGCGGAAAGUGGGGUGUUGGAAAAGGCCUCGGAGACUUGGCUGCAGGGGACGCGGGUGAAGUCUGGAACAGAUGUGUUGAUUGAGAUGGGUGUGAGGACAGGCCUCAGCCUGCUGUUUGCCCUUUUGCAGCAGAACUGGCACCAAGCCCAGCUGGAUCCCAGCUUGGCGCUGUGCAAUGACGUCCUUUCCACGGCAUCCUCUGUACUGUCUUCCCUUCCCCCUCUGUCCCUGGCGAACGAGAACAAGAUCCCGCUGGUGGGGCUGGACUGCCUUGCUCAGGUGACGGCUUUUCUGAAGAGGACCUCGGUCCCCAGCUCAGGGGCAGACGUGGCGGGGAGGCGGCUGGCCCUAGAGCUCUUACUGGGGCUGGCCAUGCAGCGGGGCUCCCUCAGGUUUCUGCUGGAGUGGAUCGAGGUGGCGCUGACUGCUUCUGCUGCGGCGUGCUUGAGAUCAUCCAAGCUGUCUGCGAGUGAGGAAGGGAUUGGCUAUGACUUCAUUCUCCAAACCCUGGCCCAAAUGAGGCAAAAUUCGGGUUUCCGUGGCGAUUCUGUCAAUGGUCCGGAGCUGAAGAAGAAUGUGGAUGGACUGUGCAGUCUUGCUCAUGUGGCUCUCUGUCUAUUUGAUGAGAUCUGUAACCUGGCUUCAAGCUGCUUGUGUUCGUGCAGCACCGGCACUGGAUCCCUGGGGAUAGAGAGUGACACAGUGAUGGUGUAUGUCUGGGGUAGUAACAGCAGUCACCAGCUAGCAGAAGGCACUCUGGAGAAGAUCCUGCAGCCCAAGCUGGCACAGGGAUUUAGUGAUGCUCAAAUGAUUGAAGCGGGGCAGUACUGCACUUUCUCGGUAUCUGCCGAUGGCUCUGUGAAGGCCUGUGGGAAAGGCAGCUAUGGGAGACUGGGGCUGGGAGACUCGAACAACCAGUCUGUGCCCAAGAGACUGGUGCUGGAGCCCCCUCGAAACAUGAGGAAGGUCUCCUCUUCCAAGGGCUCUGAUGGCCAUACUCUGGCAGUAACCACAGAAGGGGAAGUCUUCAGCUGGGGAGAUGGGGACUAUGGAAAACUGGGGCAUGGAAACAGUGCUACUCAGAAAUACCCUAAACUCAUCCAGGGACCAUUACUUGGCAAGGUGGUGGUGUGUGUGUCUGCUGGCUACAGACACAGUGCAGCAGUGACUAAUGAUGGAGAGCUCUACACCUGGGGAGAAGGGGAUUUUGGCAGGCUUGGUCACAGUGAUAGCCAUAGUCGUAAUGUCCCAACCCUGGUGAAGGAUAUCAGUGGAGUGGGACAGGCAGCCUGUGGCAGCUCUCACACUAUCGUUGUGGCUCAGGACGGAAGAGUGGUGUGGUCCUUUGGAGGAGGAGACAAUGGUAAACUCGGUCAUGGAGAUACAAAUCGUGUUUAUAGGCCCAAAAUAAUUGAGGCUUUACAUGGACUCAUUAUCAGGAAAGUGUGUGCGGGCAGUCAGUCUUCACUGGCAUUGACAUCUGCAGGACAGGUUAGAGGAACUGGAAAUUCAAGAAUUAUCAUCAAGGAAUGCAUAUCCCUCCGAUUGACUGGUGUCAAAGUCCAGGAUGUACCCUGCCUUGUGGCCAUUGCUUUCUGGAAUAGGCUCUGGCUUCUCCGUGACACUGAAUUGGAAGAAGAGGUGUUUGCGUGGGGCUGUGGAUCGUGUCUUGGAUGUGGGUCUUCUGAAACAACUUCCCUGAGACCCAGGUUCAUAGAGGAGCUGGGUGUCACUAAGAUCAUUGAUAUUUCCUGUGGGGACAGUCACUGCCUUGCAUUGUCACACGAAAAUGAAGUGUAUGCAUGGGGUAAUAAUGCGAUGGGUCAGUGUGGACAGGGCCAUACCUCUACCCCAGUCACAAAACCAAGGAAAGUUAUUGGACUGGAAGGAGUGGCCAUUCAGCAGAUCACUGCGGGUACCUCCCAUAGCCUGGCCUGGACUGCAGUGCCUACAGACAGACAACUUGUGGCUUGGCACAGACCUUUCUGUGUGGAUCUUGAAGAGAGCACCUUCAGUUACCUCCGCAAUUUUCUUGAACGCUUCUGUGAUGGAUUCAGCUGUGAUGUUCCUCCACCCCCUUUCCUGUCUAAGAGGGAGCACCACCAGUUCGUGCUGCUGUGUAUGAAGCUGCUGUCCACUCACCUGUCCCUGGCCCACGCUGGAGGAACAGGAGCCACAGUCCUAGGAGCCCAGGGAAGGCCUCUCCGCAAUCUGCUCUUCAGGCUCAUUGACUCCAGUGUUCCUGAUUCUAUUCAGGAGGCAGUGAUGAAUACUCUCUCCAUUGGUGCUUCACUCUUGCUGCCUCCUCUCAGGGAGAGAACCGAGCUCUUGCACUCACUUCUACCUCAGGGCCCUGAUAGCUGGGAGAACCUUACAAAAGGCCAGAGACUGCAGCUGGAUAUGGUGCUGAACAGCCUUCAGGAGCAGUCCCACGUGGCCUGCUUGCUGGGGUACAGCUCACCUGGGGAGCUCUCUGUAGGGUUAAGCUUCACAUCUUCACUUGAGCCCCCAUCAGGCACCUUGGAGACACCUGAUCACUUUCACCUAGCAGAAGUCCUGUUGAAAACUCUACUACUGAAUAUUGGUUAUUACACUGAACGAUCUUUUGGUGAACUGGAGAAGAACAGUGACAAACAACAAUGCAGCAAAGCUCAGAAGCAGUCCGAUCCACCACCUCACUUUCAUCGAUUGCUGUCAGCCCUCCACAGACACCUCCUGGCACACUGCUACAUCAGUACCAGCACCAAGGAGGACUGCAGCGAAACUUUGCUUCACAGACACCUUUGCCUGCUUUUGCCUUGUGCUGCAGAAACCUUCAAGCGUUCUACCAUUUUUCUAGAAGAGAGCUCUCUUGACAAGCAUGUUAUCAGAAAAUUGCACACUGUCCUGUUCAGCUCUGCAGCAGGUAGCCUGUUGUGCCAGGUGAUCUACUCUCUCUUGCUCCUGCCUCUCCACGUUGUGCGGCCCCUGCUGCCUCAUCUGCUCUCUCUGUUGGAACACAUCAGUGAACUCAACUGUUUUUUGCCUGACACUGGGCUUCUGGAAGAACAGGAGAUGGAGGGAAUGUCACUAGAGAUUUCCGAUGGUCAGGGGUUGUCUUCUGAGGAUCAGCCUGUGGGCUGGGUGUGGCUGCUGGACUUGGAGAGAUCAGUGGCCCUGGCCAUCGGGCGUUGUCUGGGUGGUAUGCUACAAGGGCAGCCUCCUUCCACACAGGAGAUAGCUACAGAGUUCUGGCUGCAUAACCCCCUUUUCAGAAAUGGUCUAGAGAUGGACUAUGAACAGUUAGACUCCCUAAUGACCUUGCUGACAGAGGCAGCUCUCUCUGGCUGUACUGAUGGCAAGUUUGGUGAUUUGAAAGUGAGUGAGGAAAAUUCCCUGCUGGUAGAUCUGGCUCUGGGCAUAUCAAGAGAGCCUGCUCUUGGACUCUGGAGAAAAAUGAAGGAUUACGCCAUCAGCAAAGACUGGGACAAUGGCAGUACAGCUGGAGAUUCCCUGCUUGAAACAGCAUGUCGCUGCAGUUUUGCUGCUUUACUGAAGCACACUGGCCUGCUCGAUGAAGCUUACUGGCAAGACAGGUAUGAACCUUCUGAAAUACUCAUUGAAAUCUAUCAAGCCGUGUACAAGGUUCGAAGUACUCUUAUAUCAUAUAAAGAUUCUACAGGGAGCACUGCAAGUUCUCAGACAUCAACCUACACCAAACAGAGUUCUGUAAUAUCUCAGAGCCCUGGUGAUGGGGUGCUGGAGGUGUCCAGUAGCGGCUUUGUGGAGAGGGCAGUGAAUGGCAGUGAAGGCCAGCAGGGCAGCCAGGCGGCCACUGCAGAACACAACCAGGAUGAGGAACCGGAGGAAGACAUCCCCAGCAUCAGCAGUAUGUACUUGCCUGAGGUUCUGCAGUGUUUCCUGGCCACACGAGAAGCCAUGCAUCUCCAUCAGACUGAGACGGUGUACGAGUCGUCGGGGACAAGCACGCGGCCCAGCAGCAGUGACAGCCCCGGUUCCCCCGAGAGGGAGGUCAGCCUGCUGCGCCGUGACUGGGAGAGGAAGAGAGGGGGCUCCGAGGAAGGCCUGUCCUUCCCGGCUGCUUGCCAAGCCGUCAUCUCCCGCUGUGCCUUCCUCAUCCUGGGAGUCCGGGCUGCCUGGCAGGACAGAGAAGAGCUGACUGACCUGCAGACACAUCAUCUGGGAUGCAGGCAAUCAGUCUCUUCAUCAGAGGGAGAACAUUUACUUAAUUUAAAGUCAGGAUUCAGUGUGUGUAUGUCUGGCAUAGUGGAAUCUGGAACAGUGGAGAAGAAAGCUUCUCCAGAUCCAUCAAGGGUUCCAGCUGGAUCUUCAAAAAACAGAAUGGGCCUUCCCCUCUGUUCCCUGGGGAUCAUGAAGGAUGCCUGGGAGAGACUGCGGCAGUGCAUCAGCCCGACUCCUAACCAUUGUGUGGCCUCAAGCUCCUAUGUGCUCAGCCAAGUCUUGCACUUCCUGUGUGGGAGCCUGCUGAAGACGUCCUGUCUUGUAGAGAAGGAGGCAGGCAGCCAGGCAGACCCUAAAGCCAUAACCCUGGCAAUGACACAACAGCAGCAGAGGGCCGAGGUGCGUUUAGAAGCCCUGUGCCAGAUUUCUUCUUUCCUCUCUGAGAUGGAGGAUAAGAGACACAGCUCCACAGUGCCACCGAGGUUCCCUGGCUUGCUUCAGUCAGUGCAGCUGCAGUUCCUGUCUGGUUGCUUUGAUCUUGGGACCCAUGUGUCAACAAACCAGUCAGGGAGCAGUAGCAAGAUGAACCAUUACUCUUCUGGAACACGGUCUGCCAAGAUGAGCACACAGCAGGAGCUUCAGGCUGCAGCGCACACCUUCCACCAGCAGGUGGUGCGAGUCCUCACACAGAAGGUUGUGACUGAGAAAGAACUUUCAGGGUCUUAUCAGCAUCUCCUCCUUGCCACUCUCUUUGCCUUGAAUUUCCAUUACCAGCCUGUUGACUUAGUUAUAAUGGUCAAGAGCGGCAUUUUGGAGAUUCUGUCCAAGCUGACAGACGAUACUUGUAUGCUCCUCAGCCAGCGCUGGCUUGCUGCCUCAGUGUCCGAACACAUGUUGCUCAGUGGUGCGGUCAAGCUGGCGAGCGCAAGACUGCUGCAGAUACUGGCUGUUGCUGCCAGCUCCUGUGAAGAUUCCCUACCGCUAGAGGUUCUGCAAGCCCUGAUGGAUGUCAUGUGCGACCAGCUGCAGAGCCUACUUCACGUGCUUCACCAGCUAGACGUGCUGGAGAAAAAUACAGGGGACAAAGCAGAUGUCGGCGCUUCUGGCAAAAACUCCAAACAAGGAAAAACAGAGGUUGUGAGGAGCAGCCGAAUUGUGGAGUCACAGCUUGCAGAUUUCUUGGUGUUUCUCCGUCGGAUAGUCUCCCUGAAAAGCACCAAAAGAAUCUCUGUCUUUGCUAAAUGGAUUGAUCCUCUCAUGGCAGUGGUGUCCCAGAAAAGAUCCUCAGGUGUUCCACUUAUUAAAAAUCUGCGAACCAAACUGCUCACUUUUCACAUUUUGGAAGCCCUGCUACCUGCAUGUACAGACCCAGUGCAGGUUAAACAGAUUGUUGAUAAACUCUUUGGGUUGUUAUCAACAUGUAUGUGGGAGGAGCCUCUAGUUGCCAGCAAAAAACUUGAGAAAUCCCCUGAAAGCUCCAAGCAGGAUUCCGUGACUGAAGAUGAAUGUAUUCCUAUUGGAGAUUUCUCCUUUGAUCCAGACAAAAUGGUUUGCUGCUCACUGGAAAGUGGAAAUGUUCUUUCACAUGGGUCUGGUGGAAAAGGCUACGGCUUAGCUACAACAGGUGUAACGUCCGGCUGCUUCAUUUGGAAGUUUUACAUUACCAAGGAGAACAGAGGCAACGAAGGCACGUGUGUGGGAGUGUCACGCUGGCCUAUCCGGGACUUCAGCCACCGCACCACCACAGACAUGUGGCUGUACCGAGCCUACAGCGGCAGUCUCUACCACAGCGGCGAGAUGGGUCGCUGUCUGCCCUCCUUCACCCAGGGCGACACCAUCACCUGCAUCCUGGACAUGGAGGCUCGGACCAUCUCCUUCGCCAAAAACAACAAGGAACCAAAGCUGGCGUUUGAAGGUGUUGAUGCCACUGAGCUGUACCCUUGUGUGAUGUUUUACAGCAGUAACCCUGGGGAAAAAGUGGCCCUGUGUGACCUGCAGAUGAGAGGGAUGCCCAACGACCUCCUUCCGGGGGAGCCUCUGUGCAGCCCCCGAGCCAUCGUCCAGCUGGAGGCUGCCAUCCAGCUGCUGCGUGUGCUGCAUCGGCACGACAGCUGGACGCCGCACAUCAACAGGCACAUGCAGACGCGGCUGGAGCUCCUCAGGCCUCUCUUGAAAGACACAGGGAUGGGGAAGUCAAGCAAAUUACAGAUGGAGGCACCAGGUCACAGUAAGAAAGGUCCUGCAGAUGACAAGGAGUGGAGUGGCGCGAGAGACACAGACUCGGUCCCUGGCCCCUCCAAGCUGUCUGAGCCUCAGCUGACUGCUCUGUGUUGCGAGGUGUGGCCAGUGCUGGCAGUGAUUGGGGGAGUGGACAGCGGACUCAGGGCUGGAGGACUUUGUCUACACAAACCAAGUGGCCGGAGGGCUACCCUGCUGGGUGUGCUGAAAGAAGGGAGCACUUCUGCCAAGCUGCAGUGGGAGGAGGCUGACCUGACUGUCAGCUUCCUGAAUUCUUGGUCACCCAGCGACACCCCACUGUCCUCCCUGGAGCCCUGUGAAGUUCCCCAGUUGGAUGUCACCAGAUUCAGAGGCCUGAAACCUUCUGUCUUGUUAGACCUGAUCUGUCUGACUGGGGUGCUGGAGGAGCAAGAUGGCCACAUCCAGAGGGCCUCAAAAAAGAGCUGUCCUGAGGGUGGUCAGCAGAGCGAACUGGAGAGGAGACUGGACGAAGACAUAGCCAGAGUCAUGAUGGAUGAGGAGGGGUGUAGAGUAACAGCAACUGCUAUGAACUCCGAGAACACAACCGCAUCAGAGCUCCUCUGGGAAAAAAAAUCUCUUGAAGAAACCAAAGAGAUUCGAGUUGAACAGGAAGGCAGCUCAUGUCCCCAGACAGUAAUCCAGACAGAUCUCUCUUCCUCUGAGCUGCAUGCUAUCCGGGUGUCUUACCUCUUGCUUGGUGCCUUGAAGUCACUUGCUGUCAUUUUGAGCUGUGGUAAAUACGCCGAUAUGCUCUUAGUACCAAAGUUUGAAUCUGCCUGUCAGAGCAGCCCCGAUUUUUCCAAGCAUCUCAGCAGAAUGGAAAACACGGAGCUGCAGUCGGUCCUCCAGUUUCUGGUGCGAAGCAUGGUGAAAUGGGCUCUGAAGUCAUGCCCCAUUAAAAAGACUUUGUCCCUGGCAGACUUAGAGAGAGCUCAGGUCAUGCUCUUCAAGGGAGCUCUUGACAGGAUGCAUGAGGAAUCUGGAGCCAAAGACCAUCAAAAGGAAUCUGGGCUGUCGGCACAAGUUCCAAACCAGACAAUGUCUGAAUCUUCAAGCACAAUGUCUCUGCACAGCAAUGGCUCAGAGGGAAACAACACAUUCUGCCUGUCUACAGCAGCUUCUACUUCAUCCUCCAGCAAUGACCUGGCAGCCUCCUUGCUCUCUGCGCUACAAGCAGAUGGGCUGGAGAACUUCAACCCAUUCCUUCCCAUCAAUUUGCUACAGCAGAUGGUCUUAGCAAGGUUCCCCACUUUGGCUGGCCUGCUCAAUAACCCCAUGUUGCAUCCUGGCUUCAACAUAGCAAAUUCUGCUUCCUGUGAAGGCUUUACAGAACAGCAUCCGAGCUUCUUAGGAUCAUGCAGCAGAAUCAGUAAUACAGCUGGUAAGGAAGAACGACCUCAAAUCUGUGUUCCUAUGCGAUUACUAGAAAUGGGCUUCACUAUGAGACACAUCUACAAAGCUAUGGAAGCUGCAGGAGUGACAGGGGAAGCAGAUGCUCACACCAUUGAGAUUCUGGCCAGCUGGAUGCUAGAACAUCCCCUGUCAGAAGAUGAGCCCCCCACAGAGAUCCCCGUUCACAAUGAGAAUCUCUCUCCAGAGGGACCAGAGACUGUCCAGUGCCCAGAGUCUCCCACACGAACCUCCCUCCAGGACAGCACUGAGGCAAACGACAGGUUACUUGCAGGUCUAGACCUAGUGGAAAGAGAGAAUUUCCUUGAUGUCCAUCUCACCAGGAACAGGCCUCCUCCAGCCCGCAGACAGCGCUCCGCUGUGGGGCAGAGGACUUUCAUGAGGAGAGCAGAUUCUCCGUCGCCCAACCUGCUCCCUCCACUCUUUGGCCGGGAGCAGGGGAUGUUGGAGUGGCCGGAGAGGGCAGAGACUCAUCCUUUCCCUGCUGAGGAGGAACCUGAGCUGGGCUUCAUGGAUGACCCCCAGCAGGAGGAGCCUUACGAGGAGCUCCUGACACCUGAAUUCACUAACAGUGAGAGGGACACGCUCUGGGUGGUUGAGGGGGGAGAAGAUAAUACUGAAGCCACUGAUAUGGUGGAGUGUGAGCUUUGUGACACUCUGACCUUACAAUUCAACAGUCACAUGAAACGCCAUCACCCAGGUUGCGGGCAGAGUACAGGUCGACGAGGCUACCGUAGCAAUGGCACGUAUGUGGAUGGCUGGUUUGGAGGGGAAUGUGGCUCUGGCAGCCCCUACUACCUUCUGUGCAGAACCUGCAGGGAAAAAUACCUCACUGCUAAAUUGGGGAACUGGCACUCCAAUUCCAGCAGGAUAAAAGGUUUUGCUUCAGAUUUGGUUGGAAGAUUGGAUAGCAGUUCAGACGAUGAGUGGGAGCUUAUAGACCGGGAAGACAGCGACUGUGACAGGCUGACAGGAUUUGAAGAUUUUGGCGUCCUGUCAGGGCCCCUUGGGCUGAAUGAAAAGAAGCUUAUUCCAGACCCCAUCCCUUUCACAGAGCCUGACCCCCUGGGUGCUUUGGUUACCCAUUCUUUCAGCUGUGAGCAAAGCUUACUGUACAAAGGAGGCUGCAAUAUGGAGGAAAAGGCUUCUUCUUCCCAAGUGAGUCUGGGAGAGCAGGCAGCUUCCCUGCGAGACCCCCAGGACCGACUGCUGGCCCUGAAACGGGUCACCUGUGCGACACAGGUCCUGCUGGCCCACAGCAUGGUCAUGAAGGCACUCUCACGGAUCUCUGCCAGUGCUUCACUUUAUAGCCAAUCUAGUAGCCUGGAGGCUCUAGGACUUGCUGACAUCCGUAUACUGGUGCGACUGAUGUGCUUGGCAGCAGCAGGAAGAGUCCAUACAGCCAUAAAGCCCCUGGGAUCUGGACAGAGUGCUCCAUCAGAGAGGACAGGCUCCACCUUCCUCACAUUUCUCAGCUCAGCCAUUGGCUGCCUGGUUUCAAACAGUCCCAGUGCCUAUAGGGAGCUAGUUGACAUCUGCACCCAGGAUUUGAGUGCUGCAGCUACUGGAAUGAAUAUUGGGGCAAUCAGUGACCCACAGCAGAGACGCCGUCUCAUUUCCGCAAUUAAGGGACCAGCAAGAGAUGUCAAAGAGUCAACAUCCUCAACUUUCCUGGUUACUCAGAGCCUGGUGUCUCUGCUGACAGAGAAGGGCAUCCGUUACCGCCAAAGCCCAGAGAAACCAGAGCUUGAGGUCAAAGAUUCUCAGCCAGCGGUGAGGGUUGGACCACUGGAGCUGGCAAACGCGCUGGCUGCCUGCUGCCUCUCUGCCAGGCUGACCAGCAAACACCGGCAGUGGGCAGCUCAGCAGCUGGUCCAGGCCCUUGCAGCUUCAGAAAGGGAUACUCCCAUCAGGCCUCAGACCUACACAGACAUGACAGGAGACUUGCGCAAGUGCCCAGUGGUGAAGCUGGAGGGGCAUCAUAACAGGGUCACAAGCUGUAGCUGGUCUGGUGAAACAGGCUUGCUUGCGACCAGUGCUCAGGAUGGAACCGUACGUCUUUGGAACAUCACCAAGACUGCCUGGGAAUUGCACAGCACACAUGCCUGCAGUAUAAGAGAAGAGAAGCUAAAUCCAGAGAGUGGCAUGGUGUUUGAGAUAUCUUCUGUUUCCUGGAGUCCUGGGGGUACCUAUUUGGCUGCUUUUCUAAAAAAAGUUGUCUGCAUCUGGACAGUGAGUGGGUCUCAGUUCCACGAGGUGAGUCAGACCUCAUGGGUGACAGCUCUGACCUGGCCGCAGAAUGGCACUCUCUGCCCUCCAGCUAAGGAGGAAGCUGCCAACAGGCCCAGCACUGCUGAGAACCUGCUGGUGGGCAGACUGGAUGGAUCUCUGUGCUGGAUAGAAAUCACUGAAGCCUUCAGUGUCAAUAGCACUGAAUUAACAUGGUGCCAGAGAAAGGAAUCUGUACAGUGUAUUGCUUGGCACAGACUAGAUAAGCCUUUUGCUGUGGGUUACCAAGAUGGGAAGAUAUUGAUCUCCUCGACAGAGCCCUAUGACACAGAGCAGCCUCUUAUUUUGUCUGCAUUUCCUGAGGGUGUAAGUGGUUUAAAAUGGGAUCCCACUGGCCACCUGCUCCUGUCAGUGGCCAGAACAGAAGUGGUGAAGAUCUGGGGUCGCAUGGGCAGCACCUGGCUGGCUCUUCACUCGCUGUUUCACACAGCAGCCGUCAACACUGCGGAGUGGUGCCCGCUGCCAGGCACAGGGCCUGACCCCAGGCUGAUGCUGGCUGUGGGCUGUCAAAAUGGCUUGCUGUGUAUAUGGACAUUACCACAAGGGGGCACUGCAGCAUCAUUACCUAACUUUCUGAACACCAAACAGAACAGAGAGAAGAUCACAGAGCAUCAGCAGCGUGGCAAUGCAAAGUGUGUCUUCAGACUGUACGGUCACAUCACAGCUGUAAAGACGCUGUCUUUCAGUUCCGAUGGGAUGGCUUUAUUGUCUGGAGGAAUAGGGGGCCUCAUUAACAUUUGGUCUCUUUGGGAUGGUGCAGUGCUGCAGACGGUCAUGACAGGCCUGGGAUCAGUCAUUAGCACAACUUGGAUUCCUGAUGUUGGGGUGGCCGUGUGCUCUGGAAGGUCAAAGGAUGUGCUGCUGAUUCGCUGCUCAUCUGACUGGAUUUCUCAGAAUCAUGUCCUAGCCUCCUGUCGAAUGGUCUUAAGAUCCCAGGGCAUUGUGGGGCUCAACAAAAGCCCCUGCAUGGCUGUCUUUCUAGAAAGGCUGCCCCUUCUCCUACAGGAGCAGUACAUCCAUGAAAAGAGCCAUGUUACUUCAGGAGAACAGCUCAUCCACAGUGCCUUCCUCCAAAGCCUGGCCUCCUUGGCAGUGGGGCUUUCUUUAGAUCAGCUGCUUUGCAGGACACCCUGCCCCCCUCACCAUGUGGGCUGCGGUCUGGAGCCCGGGCCGGCCGAGUGGGGCUGGCUCUCCACCUUCUCCACCGCAGUGAAGACUGCUGAAGCGUUUGCCAAAGGAACCUCCUUCCCAGAAUCCUUCACCGUUCCUGAAUUCAGGCAGGCUGGAGAAUCAGAGAUUAGUAGACCACUGGACAAUAGUAAAUGGACCUUCAUGAUGGAUGAGCAUCUAAUGUCGUGGGCCACAACCAGACCUGAGGACUGGCAGCAAGGUGGGAAAAAUGAGGUGUUCCUCUGGGGGGGAGGGCGCCAUGGGCAGCUGGCAGAUGCAGGGACAAACCUCUUGGUACCAACCCUGGCCCCAUCACUCUCUCAAGCACAGCAGGUUGUUUGCGGACAAAAUUGCACAUUCCUGGUUCAGGCCAGUGGGACAGUACUGGCCAUUGGUGAAGGGAGUUAUGGGAGACUUGGGCAAGGAAACUCAGAUGACCUUUAUACCCCCACUAUCAUCUCUGCUUUGCAGGGUUAUGUGGUGAUCCAGCUGGUGACCUCGUGCGGGUCUGAUGGCCACUCCAUGGCGCUCACAGAGAGUGGGGAGGUGUUCAGCUGGGGAGAUGGGGAUUAUGGGAAACUGGGGCACGGCAACAGUGAAAGACAGAGAAGGCCAAAGCAGAUUGAGGCCCUGCAAGGAGAGGAAGUGGUUCAGCUUGCCUGUGGCUUCAAGCAUUCAGCAGUGGUCACAGCUGAUGGGAAACUGUUCACUUUUGGUAGUGGAGAUUAUGGACGUCUAGGGCAAAGGUCAACAUCUAAUAAAAUGUUACCCGAAAGAGUCAUGGCCUUGGAAGGGUACAGUAUAGGUCAGGUGUCCUGUGGUUUGAAUCAUACACUGGCAGUGUCAUCUGAUGGCAUGACAGUCUGGGCAUUUGGAGAUGGGGAUUAUGGGAAACUUGGAACAGGCCCCUGCAAUGUAAAGUGCUAUCCUCAGAAAGUGGAACAUCUGUGCAAUAAAGGAAUAAAAAAGGUGGGGUGUGGGACUCAGAUUUCUGUUGCACUGACAAAGGAUGGACAUGUGUACACUUUUGGACAGGAGCGCUUACUCGGUCUCCCCGACUCAAUGCUGAAAAAUCACAACCGGCCCCAGGUGGUACCAGCCCUUGAGGGUGUGUUUGUGGAGGACAUUGCUGUCGGGUCAGAACACAUAAUAGCCCUUUCUUCUACAGAGGACGUCUACAGCUGGGGUUGUAACUCUGAAGGCCAGCUCGGGCUAGGCCAUUCAAAUCCAGUGAAAGAGCCCACCUUGGUGACCGUUCUGCAAGGGAAAAAUAUCCGGCAGAUCUCUGCAGGACGCUGUCACAGUGCUGCCUGGAUCACUCCCUCAACAGCACCGAGGGCCCCAGGCAGUGCAUUACCCCUGCAGCUGGGCCUUCCUCAGUCUGUGCCCCCUCAAUACAGCGCUCUGAAUGGCUGCAGUCCCGAGGUCCUCAAUGCCCGGCUCAGGGUCCUGUUCCAUUUCUCAGACUUCAUGUACAAGUCCUGGAGACUGCUGAACCUCAACCCCAGGAGCCAGAUUUCUGCCUCACGCUAUAGCUCAGGAACCUCAGCAAUUGUGCAGGGACACCUAAGAGGCCUCCUUGCUCCCAAAGUGAACACUCUUCCUCUGGUGAGAUCGAUUGGAAAGACCAUGACACAGGGCAAGACUUAUGGACCUCAGAUUACUGUCAAGAGAAUCUCAGCAAGGGGACGUUCCAGCAAGCCCAUCUUUGUGCAGAUUGCCAGGCAGGUGGUGAAUCUGAACCCCUCAGAGCUGCGGCUGCCCUCCAGGGCCUGGAAGGUGAAGCUUGUCGGGGAGGGGGCAGAUGAUGCAGGUGGUGUAUUUGAUGACACCAUCACUGAGAUGUGCCAGGAAUUGGAAUCUGGUGUUGUGGACCUACUUAUUCAAACCCCUAAUAGUUCUGCUGAUGUAGGGAGCAACACUGACAGGUUCUUGCUGAACCCUUCUGCAAUCUCAGAGGAGCACAUGAUCCAAUUUCGAUUCCUUGGGAUCCUGAUGGCUGUGGCAGUCCGGACCAAAAAGCCUCUGGAUCUGCAUCUAGCACCUUGGGUGUGGAAGCAACUCUGCUUUAUCCCUCUGAAUGCUCAGGACUUGGAAGAAGUGGACCUUCUCACUUCUCGUAGCCUGCAGGGAAUACUGCAUCUGGAAAACAGUGGCAUCACUGAGGACAACUUCCCUGUGAUGAUUCCACUGGACUCUUUUACUGCACAGAGUGCUGAUGGGAAGUUGGUCCCAGUAGUUCCUGGAGGGUACAACGUCCCUCUGACAUUUGCAAACAGAAAGGAAUAUGUGGAAAGAGCUAUAGAGUACAGACUUCAUGAGAUGGAUCUGCAGGUGGCAGCAGUGAGGGAGGGUAUGUCCUCCAUCAUUCCUGUGCCCCUUCUGUCUCUGCUCACGGCCAGACAGCUGGAGCAGAUGGUAUGUGGAAUGCCCGAGGUCUCGGUGGAAACGCUGAAGAAAGUUGUGCGGUACAGGGAUGUCACUGACACGCAUCAGCUGAUUGGCUGGCUGUGGCAGACUCUGGAGGAAUUCACCAAUGAGGAGAGGGUCCUGUUCCUACGCUUUGUAUCAGGGCGUUCAAGACUGCCUUCAAACACAGCUGAUAUCACCCAAAAGUUUCAGAUUAUUAAAGUGGAUAGGCCUGUCAAUGGCCUUCCUACAGCACAGACGUGCUUCUUCCAGCUGAGACUGCCCCCUUACACCAGCCAGGCCGUCAUGGCAGAGAGACUGCGCUACUCUAUCUACAACUGCCCUUCCAUAGAUAUGGACAACUACAUGCUGUCCCGCAACACAGAUGCUGCAGAAGGCUUAGAGACAGAAUACUGAGAAAGACAAACUCUCACUACCUGGAAGCACAUCCCUCUCUUCUGAAUGCUGCAUUAGAGUGCUCUCUAUGCAAGCGGAGAAGUAACUGCAUGUAAAGUUAUAAAAUGUUGUAACUGAAUUGACUAGUGCCACCACGUUCAUUUAAGGAUGCACACAGAGAAAAUAUCUGAUAUCUGAGAACUGUGCAAACCCUAACUAAAUAGACUAAAUAGACCAUUGUUAUGGAUGACUUUGGGUCUUCAACUUUGUGCACAGAAAGUCCCAAAAAACAAAAACUGCCAAUUCAAAACAGUUUAUUUGGCAAAAUCAGAAAGUCAUUGGCAAAUAAAUUAAUUAAUUGAAAGAGUUGUGACUUCCCAAAGUGAAUCAAGUUUUUAAAUCUGAAAACAAGAUAAUUAUCCCUACCCAAUGGGAUUUUAGUUUUGAACUACAUUAAUUACAGUUUUGCAGUUUCAUAAUUUUUUGUUGUUUAUUUCUAAUGUAUCUGGAAACAAUUUCUUAAUUACUGCCCCCUAUAUCAAGAUGAAAAAAGCAGGACCUCAGCUCUGCCUGCAGCACGAACAACUGGCUAGUGAUAAAGACAGUUGAAACUGACUUACUACAACUGCUGUAUUAGAUGAUACAGAAGAUAAGGAUUCUAUUUAAACUUUAGACUGCAGUAUUGUCACUGAAAAAAAUGAUUACAUCACAGCCUCUCAGGAGUGAAUGUACAAUAUAUAUGUGAAAGCCAAGCACAUAUGCACUCAAAUCACUUUUUUUUUGCCAAAAAAUGGUACUAUUGCGUCUUAAACUGAGUUUUAGUAUUUCAUCACAGUAAUUGACAACUGCUGCUGUUGCAUUGAAAAAUGUGUAGAACUCUAAAUUUUUUAUUUGCACUUUUCCUACAAAUUCAAAGAUGUUUUGAAAGUACUACGAUUUUAAGUAGCCUUACUAUUAUUGCUGUAGUAAGUUUGGCUACACAACUUAUACGGCUAAUACAGUUAGCUGUGAAAUCUACACCUUCUUUGAACGUCUGUCAAUAUUUACCUCUUAUGAAAGGCCUACAGCCAAAACUGGAUUUAUUAUUUGGGCUCUACAGCAUGAUUGCAGUGAUAUUAUAGUUACAGCUUGCAGCGUGUUCUUAUUUUACAUUUCAAAAACCGUUAAUGCUAUAAGAAAACUGAUCUCAAAUGCCCAGAUUGGUCUUUUUCAGGGUUUUAAAAUUCACAUUGGAAAAGUUAGGUACUUGAUCAGGCACUAUAAUGUGUGGUGUUACAGUAACUGGCAUGGGUGUUGACAGUGUUUGCACUUUAUAGACGUGGAUGUAUUGCUGAAUGAGUGAUGGUUUGUGUUUUAUGCUUCUGAAGAAAAGUCAUAUUCAAGAAUGUUACAGGCACUAACCUCUGUAAGCAUUAAACAUUUUAACAGUG
Lepisosteus oculatus (spotted gar) is the source of this 16217-nucleotide messenger RNA. Lineage: Eukaryota; Metazoa; Chordata; Actinopteri; Semionotiformes; Lepisosteidae. The record is from RefSeq and is a predicted model, not a curated record.